GUUUGUAGUGAAUUUGCUGCGAGUGAGUUCAAAGCGCUGCAACGUUGUAUUCUACUCGCUGGUUUGCAGAACUGGUUGGCUGCGUGUAAUUCCACAGUCCUAUAGUGCAGGGUGCUGUCAGGAAAUGUGACAGCCAUGGUUUCCAACGAGAGUGACGGGGCUGUUGAAGGGUUUCGCGGCUACUUAACAAAACUCCAUUCGCUUCUCGACGACACAGAUACAAGGAAUGCUGCCCUACAAUGUCACGAUAUUAUUGGCGACUUGGGGCAAGACUGCAUGACUACAAAGACUGAGAACGAGCUGGUUUUGCAGAUAUCAUUACUGUUCUCCAAAGAAGAUGGAUUGCUUAGCUUUCUACGAAAGUCCCUCAACAGCAAGGAACUUACAGAUGCCAGAGUGGAGAUCCUCAUUCUCUUGGAGAAAGUUCUUCAGCGAUUAUCUCCGAGUGUUAAGGGUUGGGAGAAGAAUUAUGCCAUAGAUAUCAAGGAUACAUGCCUUAUCGUCUAUACAAAGGACAAGGCAGCAAAAUGUAGAGCACCGGCAUUGGAGCUUCUGAUCAAGCUCCUUUACAUGACUAAGGACUCCUGCAUAAUUCAAGACUUCAGUGUUGGUGACAUGUUCAACAAGUUUUAUGGUGAGCUUUGUCAGAAGAGUAAAAUACCUGACACAGUGCUGGGAAACAUCUAUGAACUGCUUGGAGUGCUUGGUGAGGUACAACCUGUUGAUAUGAUCAAUAACACUGACAAACUCUAUAAGGCCUACUUGGGGGAGCUGAGAUCUCAGAUGAUGUCAUCUACAAAGGAACCCAAGCUACCACUGGUGGCUGGAUGCCUAAAAGGAAUUACUGCACUUAUGGUUAAUUUCACCAAAUCCAUAGAGGAAGACCCCAAAACCUCAAAGGAAAUAUUUGAUUAUGCUCUAAAGGCAAUCAGCCCUCAGGUUGAAAUGAAACGGUAUGCAGUCACCUUUGCUGGGCUAAGACUGUUUGCAAAACAUGCUGCUCAAUUCAGCAGUUGCCUUAUGGACCACUACAGGACAGUGUUUGAUGUCAUGUCCAAAUGGUGUGGACACAGAAAUGCAGAAAUGAAGAAGACAAGCUAUUAUGCAUUGGAAGCCUUUUUCAAGCAGGUUGCUGCUUUGGUGGCUGAGGAUGUUGAGCUACACAAAAAUAAACUGAAAUUCUUCAUGCAAAAAUUCUGUGCAAUCAUCAAGACCAUGGAGUCAACACACAAGGAGCUCUCUAUUGCUAUUCGAGGAUAUGGGCUUUUUGCAGCUCCAUGUAAAGUUGUGUGCCCUCAAGAUGUGGACUUAAUGUAUACGGAGCUUAUCCAGCGCUGCAAACAAAUGUACCUUACUGAAUCAGACACAGAGGAGGACAACAUCUUUCAGCUGCCCAGCUUCCUGGACUCCAUCGCCAGCAUCCUCUUCCAUCUCGACAGGGUCCCAGAGGUGUACAGACCAGUGCUGGAACGCCUCUUGGUUGUUCAGAUUGACUGCUACCCCCAGUACAGUCAGAGGAUGCAAUCUACCUGCUGUCGCUCAAUUAUCAAGGUGUUGGUUGCCAUGGCAAGCAAAGGUCCAAUGCUCUGGAGUUUCAUUGCAACUGUGGUGCACCAGGGCGUGAUUCGUGUCUGGUCCAAACCUCCUGUUCUAAAUGAGGAGGAAGUUCCUUUUCAGUUUGGUACAAGGCCAAAUGAGGUGGCAGAAGAGGCAACCCAAAUGCGCACAGGGAGAUGGAAAAUCCCUUCCUAUCGUGACUACCUGGAUCUAUUUGGAGGUCUCCUGGACUGUGAGCAUUUAAUGGGCUCUGAAGUUUUGGAUGGGACUUUUCAAACACAGAAUGCUGCUUUGAAGUCUCUGAACCGCUUGAUUUAUGAUGAAAUGAUUAAAUCAGUCCUGAAGAUUAUCGACAAGCUUGACCUUUCUGUUCAGAAACUGAACCCAGUGGAAGAGAGAGAAGAUACCAACAGCAGCAUCAUUCCUUCCUCUGACCCCACGGACCAUGUCCUGCCAAACAGGCCCAAGGACUUCACAGCGUUCAUCAACCUGGUAGAGUUCAGCAGUGAGUUACUGUUGCAAAGACGUAUGGACUACUUCGAGCAGUGGGUUUACCCUUUCAGCUAUGAGCUCAUCCUUCAGUCCACAAGAUUUCCACUGGUCAGCGGCUUCUACAAGAUGCUCUCUGUCUCCAUGAAAAUAGCCAAGAGAAUCAAGUACUUCCAGAAUGUUGGCAACAAAAGCUUUGAGUCCAACCCUCAAGACACUGAGAAGUCCACUUGCUUUGCACUUUUUGCAAAGUUUGGAAAAGAGGUGUCCAUGCGGCUGAAGCGGUACAAAGAUGAGUUGCUGGCAUCCUGCUUAACCUUUGUGCUAUCCCUUCAUCAUGACAUGGUUGCUUUGGAUAUGACAACAUACAUUCCUGCCCUUAAGACUGCAUUCAAACUGGGCCUGAGCCAUGCCCCUCUGGCCAAUGCUGCACUGGAUGCUUUGGAGGAAUGGUCCUGCUGCAUUCCCCGGCACAGCAUGGAGCCAUAUUACAGGGAAGUCCUGCCCUGCCUGGACAGCUACCUCAAAACAGCCGCUCCAACUGAUGAGGAUAAAAACAGCUUGGAUGUGAAGUCUCUCUCCUCUGGAGAAGAGAAGGGAUACAGCAAAAUCCUGAUGAGGUUACUGAAGAGGUCCAAGUACCUGGCAGUGGGGGAGGAAAGUCCCAGUGCGCUGGUUCGUUGUAGGGUGGUGCAACUGUUGGGGCACCUGGGGGGUCAACUGAACAGGAACCUAGUGACAGCCACAUCGUCUGAAGUAAUGAUGAAGAGAUUUGUUGCUUGGGACUCUGAAAGGAGACUAGGUUUUGCAGUGCCCUUUGCAGACAUGAAGCCGAUCAUCUACCUGGACACCUAUCUGCCCCGCAUCACAGAGCUAGCCCUGUCCACAAGCAAUAGGCAAACCAAAGUGGCAGCUUGUGAGCUUCUCCACAGCACAGUGGUGUACAUGCUGGGUAAGGCUUCCCAGAUCCCAGGUGGGAAAAACGCCACCCCUCCCAUGCAUAACCUUCACAAGCGAAUUUUCCCAGUGCUGCUCCGCCUAGCAUGCGAUGUUGACCAGGUAACAAGACAGCUGUUUAAGCCCCUUGUGAUGCAGAUCAUUCACUGGUUCACCAACAACAAAACGUUUGAAAGUCAGGACACAGUGCUGAUUUUAGAGGCCAUUCUGGAUGGGGUGGUAGACCCAGUGGACAGCACUCUCAGGGACUUCUGUGGUCAGUGCAUUCAGGAGUUUCUAAAGUGGUCCAUUAAGCAGACCACACCCAAGCAGCAAGAGCGGAGUCCUGUGAACAUCAAAUCUCUGUUCAAGCGCAUCUACAGCCUUGCUCUACAUCCCAGUGCCUUCAAGAGACUGGGAGCUGCUUUGGCCUUCAACAACAUCUAUAAGCUGUUCAGGGAGGAGAAAACCCUGGUGGAACAGUUUGUCUUUGAAGCUCUGGUCAUAUUUGUGGAAAGCUUGUCCUUGGCACAUUCUGAUGAGAGGUCUUUAGGAACAUUGCAACAGUGUGCUGAUGCCAUUGACCACUUGAAGAGAAUCAUCAAAUAUAAUUCUGCCUCUCUCAACCAGACCUCCAAGAGACGAAUUCCUAGGGGUUUCCCUCCAGACCAAAGCGUAUCUUUGUCAGAUGUUGUCAUGUGGAUCUUGCUGCAAUGUGGGCGUCCUCAAACCGAAUGCAGACACAAGUGCAUGGAACUCUUUUACGAAUUUGUGCCCUUACUACCAGGUAAAAAAAACCCAGCAGCCUGGCUUGAGGAUCUGUUGAAGCAAAAGGGUGUGGACUUCCUGAUCCAUAGAUUCGAAGGUGGGGGCCAUGAAAACCAGAGUGUUUCAGGGAUCCUCUCCCAGGCCACCCUUUUGGAAUAUGAAGGUCCUUUCAGCCUCAAAGCCACACUCCAGUGGUUUGACUUGUUUCUUGCUGCACUGGACUGCUACAACACUUUCAUUGGGCUUCACCUAAUCAAGCCCUGUGAGAUCCUCGGAGUUAAGAAGUCGAGGUUUUUACAGGCUACACACUUCUUCAUAAAUCAAAUGGCCAUGCAGGAUCUUUCAGCAGUUGAGAAAUGUUUCUCUGUGGAACACAAGGGCUCCAUUUUUAGCCCCAAAGAAAGACAAGACUACAACUAUAGCAAAGGAACCAUCAUUGUACGCUUGAUGGAGUUUGUCACAAUGGUGCUGGAUAAGUGUCAGCAAAAUGUCUGCAAGCUUCUUGAAAAGGAUGUCUUGAAUUCUACAUUUUUUGAACUUGUGGCCAUGACGGUUUGUGAGCCAUCAAACAUUGGCUUCAACAUGGCAGACAUUGAAGUGAUGACCAACCUGCCAGAGGUCUGUGUGCCUCUCCUGAAGGCCCUGUCGACAUCGCCUUACAGUGAGCAAAUGAAGAGCAGCAUAACAAAGAAGGUUUCUCCUGAAAGUGUUGAAGAGCUGUGUGAUAUGGACCUAUAUGACCCUGAAGCCCAAGUAGGUCAUGCAAGACUCGGGUUGAUGCUCUCUGCCUGUAAGCAGCUGCACAGAGCCGGGGUUCUCAACUCUACACUGCACAGCCAGGAUACCAGUCUUGGCCCAUCCCUUGGAUCCAGACUUCUCUCUGUGGUGUACAAGGGGAUUGCCCCCAGUGAACAGAGGAAGUCUCUCCCCUCCAUAGAUGUGGGUAGCAGGAAACUGGCGGAUGGGCUACUCCAGCUGGCUCUCUCACUUGGAGGACAGAGUGAGCCAUUAGUGGACUUGCUGCUCAAUACCACCGUGCUAUCAGUACCUCUGCCAGGAAGCUGUGAUCGGAACUACAUCAGUUUUGGACAUGGGGAGUACUUCUACAGUCUCUUCCAGACUACCAUAAAUUCAGAGCUUCUCAGGAACCUUGAUGUCACUGUGCCUUUACUCAUGAAGUCAGCUACUAAUAACUCCAGCAUGGUGAGCACGCUGCUGAAUGGUAUGCUUGAUCAAAGUUUCCGGGAGCGAUCGUUGCAAAAGAGCCAGGGCUGCAGGCUUGUUGAAUGGGUUCUGAAAAGUUGGAUCUCCCUGCAGCCAUGGUGGGCCGGUGCCAGUUCCUCUCCAGAGAGCAAGAUGGCCACCCUAACCCUGCUCUCCAAAGUACUGCAGAUAGAUUCUGCCAUAUUUCUUGACACUAGCAACAAAGGAUUUGAAGCAGUAUUCUCCACAUACAUCACACUUAUCACUGACACUGUGUUGCCAUUGAAUCUCAAGAGUCAUGCCUUGAUCAUUCUGCCGUAUUUCACCACCCUCCCGGAAGAGCAACUAAUGGCACUUAAGAAAGCUUUGGAGGUGCUUGUGGCAUCCCACUUCCCUAUGCAGUCUGAUGAGUUUCCCAAGGGCUCUCUGCAGUUCAACAACUAUGUUGACUGCAUCAAGAAAUUUCUAGAUGCGUUGGAGCUCUCCCGGAGUCCUAUGCUGUUGAAAUUAAUGGCUGAAGUUCUCUGCCGCGAUGAGAGGCACGUCAUGGAGGAUUCAUUUCAGACGACUUUUAAAAGAAUUGCAAAACGGUCAAGCUGUGAACAACAGGUGUUGCUGCUUGACACAGUCUACAGAACAUUCCAGCUGGGAGAUCUUCCCUCCAGCAGCAUGUACCAAGCAAUCCUUGAGCGGGUGCUGCUCACCCUCAUUCUGCAGUGUAGUACCGAUGCCCUCAGACAGUUCUUCAUCGCUAGUAUUGCAGAAAUCAUGACAACUCUGCAGGCCCGAUUUAUGAAGUCAAAUGGACCUGCGUUUGAGGUUCAAAUAAUUAAGAAGAAAGGCUGCUACAAGCUGCUGGAAGUGCUGUACUCACACCUUCCCAAAGAGGAGGUCUAUUCCAAGGACUCAAAGAUCAACCAGGCCUUUUUGGGGAAGGAAGGAAAAGUGGAAGGAAAUGAACUGUCAAAGACCUUGCUGAAAUCUUGUUUUGAGACUUUUACAGAGAACAUGGCAGGAGAGACCCAGCUUUUGGAGAAAAGGAGGCAGUAUCAUUGUGCUGCCUACAACUGUGCCAUCGCUGUCAUCAGCUGCAGCUUCAAUGAGACUAAGUUCUACCAAGGGUUCCUCUUCACUGAGAAGCCAGAGAAGAAUCAAUUUAUACUUGAGAACCUCAUUGAUACACAGAAGACAUACAGAUUCCCUGUAGAAGUUGAGGUUCCACUUGAGAUGAGGAAUAAAUUUGUGACGAUUCGCAAAGAAGUUAGUGAAGAGAAAGAAGAAGAACCUCACUACCUGUCCACACAGUCGUACAUGACCAGCAGCAGCCUGAGUGAGGAAAUGAGCCAGUUUGACUUCUCCACAGGCCUCCAGAGCUUUUCUUACAGCUCAGAGAUCAAUACCAGCCAAAAGACAACUAACAAAAGAAGGGAACGAAUGGAGGAGGCUCCUCAGAAUGAGACGGUGGAGCUGGAGAUGGAUGAACUGAACCAGCAUGAGUGCAUGGCCACCAUGACUGCCCUGAUUAAGCACAUGCAGAAGAACAAUAUCACCCCCACAGUUCAGCAGGGCACAGUACCCACUGAACUCCCACCCUGGAUGAAGUUUCUCCAUGGAAAACUGGCAAAUUCUUCAACUCAGUUGAAUGUCCGACUCUUCAUUGCAAAACUCAUCAUAAAUACAGAAGAGGUUUUCCGUCCAUAUGCCAAGCUCUGGCUGGGGCCUUUGUUACAGCUGGUGGUCUCUGGAAAUGAUGGAGGAGACGGGAUUCACUUCAUGAUUGUUGACAUAGUUGUCACUGUUCUGUCAUGGACAAACCUGGCCACACCUAAGGGUAACACUAGAGAUGAAGUCCUUGCCAAUCAGCUGUUGGAGUUCCUUAUGAAGAACUGUUUUCACACAAAAAGAGCCAUCUUCAGACACAACCUGGAGAUCAUCAAGACAGUGGUGGAAUGCUGGAAAGACUGUCUAGUGAUGCCUUACAGGUCGAUAUAUGAGCGUUUUUCUGGGACAGACCCCAACAGUAAGGACAACUCAGUGGGGCUUCAGUUGCUUGGGAUAGUACUGGCAAAUAAUCUCCCUCCUUAUGACCCCAGUUGUGGAAUAGAGCAUGAGAGAUACUUUCGGUCCCUGGUCAACAAUCUCACCCUGCUAAGAUUCAAGGAAAUCUACUCAGCAGCUUCAGAAAUAAUUGGCCUGACCAUGCAAUACAUGGCCGAGAAGGAAAGGCAGUCAGAGGGACUCCUGUUUGAUCUUACGGCUAGUAAGCUGAAGGAUCUUAAGAAAGCAGAAAAGAAUGACAAGUUCAUCAUUUGCUUGAGUAAAGUGUCCAAGCAUUUUCCCCAAGUCAUGGAUCGAUUUUUGAACCAGGUAUUUUUUCUGUUGCCAAAGAUGCAUGGCAUUCUGAAGACACAUUGUCUGGAAUGUGUGCUUAGCCGAGCCAGCGAUAUCCCAGAUAUCUACUUAGAGCUGAAAAACAAAGACCUUGCCCAGGUUAUGGGUCACAGGGAUGAGGCAAGACAGAUGGUCUGUCUAGAUAUUGUCCAUAAAAUCUUGGUAAAGAUGACACCAGAGGAAGUCAAGGAGAUUCUGGGUGUGAUUACUUCCUUCAUUACCCACCCCUCCCCAGUGUGCAGGGAGAGAAUGUAUGACAUUCUCAUGUGGAUUCAUGACAACUAUAGUGACAAUCACAGUCAGUCUGACCACACAUCAGUAGAAGUAUUCAAUAAAGCAAAGGAAACUCUACUUCAGGGAUUUUUGGAUGAAAACCAAGGACUUCAACUAUAUGUGCACAACUUCUGGAGCCAUGAGAGACGCUUGCCUGUGACCACACUAGAACGCAUGCUUGUUGUGCUGCACUCGCUUUAUUCCAAUCGGACUGAACAGCGAUUCCUCAGCUUGGCCACCAACCUGCUUCUGGAACUGACCAGCCGCAGCCCAGAUUAUAACCGUGCCAUGUUUGAGUAUCCACUCUCUGAGUGCAAGUUUCAGGACUAUGUAAUUGACUCCAGCUGGCGACACAGAAGCACAAUCCUCACACCCAUGUUUGCAGAGACCCUAACAACGCAAGAUAGCUCUCAUUCACGGUCUCAGGAAAGUGCCAUGUCUCCAAGUGUGAACAUCAGAGGUCCGCUAAGGGUGACACAGGCCACACUGGAAUUUACCCCAACACAGACGGCAGGCAGGCGUAAGGCCUAUAACUGGCUGACUGGUUGCAGUGUGGACACUCUAGCGGAGUACUCCAUGCCUUCCUCUGACUCCCUCUCCUCCUUAAUGGUUUUUGGAAAGAAGACAGAUCAACAGCAAGUCAGGAAGGCCAUGGGGGCUGAUUUUGGCAGAAAACACCUCUCAACAGAUGAAGCAGACAGUAGGACUAGUGUCUUGCGAGAACAGCGUGCUGAUAUACUGAGGCUGAAAAGAAAGUUCCUAAAGGACCAUGAGAAAGCCAGCAUGAAAUUUGCUAGGAAGGAGAUCUUUGAACAGAAACAAGAGAGGGAGAAGGUGGCGGAUCAGAAGGUACAGCGAGAUGCCCAAGUUACCUUGUACCGCAACUACAGACUAGGAGACCUUCCCGAUAUCCAAAUCCAGCACAGCAGCCUUAUUGCCCCCCUUCAAGCCCUAGCACAGAGAGACCACACUCUUGCUAAGCAGCUCUUUAGCUCUCUGUUUGCUGGGAUCUUGUUGGAAAUGGGAUCUAAAUCUGCAGAAGAGAAGCAAAGAAUCACUGAACAACUUCAAGAGGAUAUCAACAACUUCCUGGCCAAGAGCAUGAUUUACUUUCCUCCCUUUGUUGCAUGUAUUCAGGAAAUUAGUUACCAACACAAGGAGCUUCGGGAGGUGCAGCCUUCAGGGGUAAGCUCCAGCUGUCUGGGCAGCCUGCAGCAACCUAUGGGUAUCCUACUUUUGGAGGAGAGCCUGCUGCGCGAAUGUAUCUCUGAUGAGCCCCCUGUAAAGCGUGCUCGUAUGCACAAGCAGCUUUCUCCUGACACAGAACGCUGGAUCCACCUCGCCAAACUAUAUAGGUCUUUGGGGGACUAUGAUAUUGUGCGAGGUAUCUUCAGUGGCAAGAUUGGGACCAAACCCAUCACCUGUGCUGCCCUGCAGGCAGAAGGAAAAUGUGACUUUGCUGAAGCAGCAAAGCUCUAUAAUGAGGCUUUGAACACUGAAGAGUGGAUGGAUGGCGAGCCCACUGAUGCAGAGAAGGAUUUUUGGGAGAUUGCUGCCCUUGAGGCCUAUAGUCAUCUGACUGAAUGGAAAUCUCUACAGUAUUGCUGCACCGUCAACAUAGAUGAUAGCGUUCCCAUUGACCUGCAGAAGAUAUGGACCAACCCCUUCUACCAGGAAGUCUAUCUGCCUUAUCUGAUGCGCAGCAUGCUGAAGCAGCUGCAGCUGGGGGAACAGAACCAGUCUUUGCUAAGCUUUGUGGACGGCGCCAUGAAGGUGGAGGAGAGGAAGAACAUAAUGGAAAGCCAGUACAGCCAGGAGCUCAGCCUUCUCUACAUCCUGCAAGAGGAUUAUGACCGUGCCAAGUACUAUGUUAACAACAGCAUGCAGGUUUUCAUGCAGAACUACUCCAGUAUUGAUUCCCUCCUGAAUGAAAGCCGUCUGAUAAAACUUCACUCAGUGCAGGCUCUGACAGAGAUACAGGAUUUUCUUAAUUUCAUCACAGGAGAUGUGUCACUGAAUUCUCUCAAGAAUGUAAUAAGAGUUUGGACUGAUCGAUAUCCUGACACCAAAAUGGAUCCAAUGAAUGUGUGGGAUGAUAUCAUAACAUCACGUUGUUUCUUCUUGGAUAAAAUUGCGGCGAGGCUGACGAGCUCAGUCCCCAGUGAUUGCAUGGAAGUGGAUGGCGAUGGAGCUGCUGAAGUAAAAACAGAACCAGACCGCCCAGAGGAUCUGAGCACGCUGAUCAAGAAUUGCAAAUUCAGCAUGAAGCUGAGGAUGGCAGACAGCGCAAUGAUUCAGAAUAACUUCUCGGUGGCAAGUAAGAUUCUGAAGGAACUGCACAGGGAGGCAAAAACACAGAGCAACUGGCUGCUGCAGUGGGUCCACAGUUUCUCCCGUUUCAGCCACAGGCGCUGCCAGAACCAGAGCAGUUCAGAACAAAUUCUGACUGUUCUCAAGACCAUCCCGCUGCUCGAGGAAAUUCAGAUAGAGUGUCAGAAUUCACACAUUUAUCAGGACCAUCAAAUUUUACUGGGAACUACUUAUGAUAUAAUGGCAUCCCUCAUGAGUAAGGACUCAACUGUUUUGGAGAGCAUUGGGAAUGACAAGGCAAAGAGACUAGUGGAGCUGUCUGGAUUGUCCUCUCCUUCCCAUCAGCAGGUCAUGGUGGGGCUACAGCAAAGAGCUCUGGAGUUUCUGUACAGUGCAGUAAAGAAGGUUGAGGAGGAGGUACAAAUCAGCUCUGGGGAAUGUGUGGACACACCUGGGGCUGUUGAAGCCUACAUGGCCCUGGCCAAUUUCUGUGACAAAAAAUUGCGUCAUGAGGAACAGAGUGACCAUGUUUCUGAAUUCCCUGAGCUGACAACAUUCCCUGCCAUUGUGGUGGAAAUGUUGUUGAAAGCCCUAAAGAUGAACUCAGAAGAGGCUCGGCUGAAAUUCCCUCGACUCUUACAGAUUAUUGAGCUGUACCCUGGGGACACCUUGAAUCACAUGGCCAGAAAGGUAUUGACAGUGCCUUGCUGGCAGCUUAUCGGUUGGAUCAGUCAGAUGAUGGCACUGUUGGACAAGCAGGAGGCAGUGGCGGUACAACAGGUUAUCCAGGAGAUUGCAGAGUUCUACCCACAAGCAAUCAUCUACCCCUAUAUGAUCAGCAGUGAGAGCUAUGACUUUGAGGACUCUGCUAGUGGGCACAGAAACAAAGAGUUUGUCACAAGGCUGAAGGAACUGCUUAAUAAGGGGGUUGUUGUGAAAGACUUCAUUGAUGCCUUGCAGCAGCUCACAAAUCCUGAAAUGCUUUUCAAGGAUUGGUGGGAUGAUGUAAAGAAUGAGUUGAACAAACCAAAGACAGACAGUGAGAAGAUGAAGAAAAUGUAUGAUGAAAUGUACUCCUCUUUGGGUGAUCAGAGAGCAGAAGGCUUCGGAUCUUUCCGCAAGCGGUUCAUAAAGAGAUUUGCCAAAGAUAUAGAGCAAGCGCUAGGAGUAGGUGGCUCAAAGCUGUUUGAAAAGAAGAACAAUAAGACCUGUUUGAAGUCAGUGGAUGAGCUGCAAAACUCCAUGCGCAAAUUCCAGAAGGAACCAGGAAACCUGAAAGAGUAUUCCCCAUGGAUGAGCAGUUUCAGAGCAGAAAUGCUGAGGAAUGAGCUGGAGAUCCCAGGGCAGUAUCAUGGCAGAUCCAAACCUUUACCUGAGUAUCACACAAAGAUCGUUGGAUUUGAUGAGCGGGUGAAGGUUAUGGCAUCCAUUCGGAAGCCUAAAAGAGUUAUCAUCCGCGGGGAUGAUGAACGUGAGUACCCCUUUUUGGUGAAGGGCGGGGAGGACCUCCGGCAAGACCAACGCAUUGAGCAGCUCUUCAGUGUCAUGAAUACAAUCUUGUCCCACGAUGCCAGCUGCUCUCAGAGGAAUAUGGCGCUCAUAACCUACCAAGUAGUCCCUAUGACAACCAGGAUUGGUCUCAUUGAGUGGAUGGGGAACACUUGCACAUUAAAGGAUUUCCUCUCUAGCAGGAGGACUGAAGAGGAGAAACAGAAUGCCAUGAGACCAAAUGAAACCUAUGAGAAUUGGCUCAACAAAGUGGCUGGAAAAGUUGAUGGAAUUCAGCGAUAUACAGAAACAUACAAGAAAGCAAGCCGCCAUGAAGCUGUCACCAAUUUUAGGAAAAUGGAGCAUCUUGUACCUGGGGAUCUUCUGAGGAGGGCUUUCCUUAAAAUGAGCACUACACCUGAGGCCUUCCUUUUCUUGCGGUCACAUUUUGCAAGCUCCCAUGCACUUAUGUGCAUCAGCCAGUGGAUCCUGGGCAUCGGGGAUCGCCAUCUCUCGAAUUUUCUGAUCAACCUAGAGACGGGUGGCAUGGUUGGCAUUGACUUUGGCCACGCCUUCGGCUCUGCUACACAGUUUCUCCCAGUGCCUGAGCUCAUGCCAUUCCGCUUGACCCAGCAGUUCCUCAACCUCAUGCAGCCCAUGCGGGAGACUGGGCUCAUAAAAAGCACUAUGGUACACUCACUGAGGGCAUACAGGGCUAACCCAGACCUGCUGCUAAACACAAUGGACAUCUUUGUCAAGGAGCCCUCAUUGGACUGGAAGAACUUUGCACUGAAGCAGCUGAAGAAGGGAGGCACUUGGACACACAAUGUGAACACCAAAGAAAUCAACUGGUACCCCAUUCAGAAAGUCAACUUUGCUCUGAGAAAACUUGAUGGAGCAAAUCCUGCUGUUAUAACAAGUGAGGAGCUGAAACUGGGGUUUGAGAAGGAGCCAGCUUUCAAAGGAAUGUUGGCAGUGGCAAGAGGACAAGAGGAACACAAUAUCCGUGCCCGGGAGAGAGAUGAUGGGCUUUCUGUGGAAACCCAAGUGGACUGUCUACUGGACCAGGCCACUGACCCAAAUGUGUUAGGAAGAGUGUGGACUGGUUGGGAACCCUGGAUCUGAACUUGAAGCCCACUGUCAUCCUGAUUUCCAAACC
Molecule: messenger RNA, 12574 nt
Organism: Megalops cyprinoides (Indo-Pacific tarpon)
Lineage: Eukaryota; Metazoa; Chordata; Actinopteri; Elopiformes; Megalopidae
Gene: prkdc
Product: protein kinase, DNA-activated, catalytic subunit
Exons: 86
Coding region: 136-12540 (4134 amino acids)
Biological process (GO): telomere maintenance; double-strand break repair via nonhomologous end joining; immunoglobulin V(D)J recombination
Cellular component (GO): nucleus
Molecular function (GO): protein binding; DNA-dependent protein kinase activity
Source: RefSeq, a predicted model, not a curated record